GGAAGCGCGAAGCAAGUUCAAAUAAAGGCGGCGGGUGAAUAUGGCGUACCCGGUUUGGUCUGAGAGGUGAUCCAUCGGCCUUCUGUGUUGAAGAUGUGGCGGGUGAAAAACCUGAGCCUCAGCCUGUCGCCUUCGCCGCAACCCGGAAAACCAGCUAUGAGAACUCCGCUCCGAGAACUUACCCUGCAGCCCGGUGCCCUCACCACCUAUGGAACAGGGACCCCCAUUUGCUCCUCGCUGACCGCAUCACUGUGCAAGCUGGGGCUGCAGGAAGGCAGCAGCAGUUCAUCUCCUCUGGAUUUUGUCAAUGCCAAAAGGACAGACUCCUCAUCAGAACAAUUCAAUCAUCCCUCAAAGUGGCCAGAAGCCUGUCAGCAUGAAUCAGAUGAGCAGCCUUUAGAUAUGAUUCCCCAAACCAACUCUACUCCCAAAACAUCUAAGGAAGCAGUAGACCUACCAGAUGACUCUGUGGUUAAAACCAUGGUCCUUGUACCCUCUCCAAUGGGGCAGCAGCAGGAUAUUACAUUUGAGGUCUAUUUAGAUACCAUGGCAGAGACAAACAGAAUCUCUCUAGAUGAGCCUUUGAGGCCAGGAAAUCUGGUGAGAAAAGAGGUGGCACCCUGCAUGGAAGACAGCUUUCCAGAAGUUGUUGCUACUACGCCUAAGAAACCUACAUUUCAGGAUUCUCCAUCCCAUGUCUUGGAGUUUCCACCAAAUCCAUGUUCUGAGCAACAACUACACUGCUCCAAGGAAAGCAGGAGGGACAGUAGGACUGAGGCUGUGCCUGAGAACUUAGUACCUUCUGAAAAUAAUGACUUUUUGCCAUCCUCCAUGCCCUGGCUUUCCCCUUCAACUGCCUUGGCAGCAGAUUUCCUUGUCGAUCAUGUGGACUCAGGGGAGGAAGCUGUAGAGUAUAGACCUAUGGAGGAAAGAGACAUGAGCUUUCCCACACUCCCUGAGGAAGCUGAAUUGGGAGAUCAAGCACUUGUCUCAAAUGUGGAAGAUAUUCCAUCCACAUGUUUGACACCAAAUCCAGUAGAAAUGGAAUUCCAGGCAGCUCCAGGCCCAGCAGUGGAAGAUACUGGUAGGAUUCUUAUCUCUGACACAGAACCCUGGACGUCCCCACUGGCCUGGCUGGAAAAAGGUGUAAAUACCUCAGUCAUGCUGGAAAAUCUCCGCCAAAGCUUAUCCCUUCCCUCUGUACUUCGGGAUGCUGCAAUUGGCACUACCCCUUUCUCUACUUGCUCGGUGGGGACUUGGUUUACUCCUCCAGUGCCAGAGGAAAAAAGGACAAACACAUCCCAGGCAGGCACGGUGGGAACCAAGGACAGUACCUCUGGGACAGAGUACCUCCUGUGUGCCCAGCCUCCAGAUCUGACUGCCUUGUCUCGACAUGACUUGGAAGACAACCUGCUGAGCUCUCUUGUCAUUCUGGAGGUUCUCUCCUGCCAGCUUCGGGACUGGAGGAGCCGGCUGGCUGUCCCUCACCCAGAAGCCCAGGACAGUAGCACACAGACUGCCACUUCUCCUCGUGGGAUAACUAAGAAACCUCAACAUCUUCAGGAGAGCCAGGAGAUUGGACAGGCCCUGCGUCAGGCCAGGAAUGUCUUGAAAUCAUGGGUGCUAGUCUCUAAAGAGCUGAUAUCCUUGCUUCACCUGUCCCUGUUGCACUUAGAAGAAGAUAAAACUACUGUGAGUGAGGAGUCUCAGCGAGCAGAAACCUUGGUCUCCUGCUGUUUUGAUAUGUUGAAGAAAUUGAGGGCAAAGCUCCAGAACCUCAAAGCAGAAAGGGAGGAGGCAAGACACAGAGAGGAAAUGGCCAUCAGAAGCAAGGAUGCAGCAGAGAUAGUGCUGGAGGCCUUCUGUGCACAUGCCAGCCAGCGCAUCAGCCAGCUUGAACAGGACCUGGCAUCUGUGCAGGAAUUCAGAGGCCUUCUGAAGGAGACCCAGACCCAAUUGGUAGGCCUUCAUACAGAGCAAGAAGAACUGGCUCAGCAGACAAUGAGUCUUACUUCUAUCUUGCAGCAGGACUGGAUAUCCAUGCAACUGGAUUAUGUAACAUGGACAGCUUUGCUGAGUCGGUCUCGACAACUCACAGAGAAGCUCACAGCCAAGAGCCGGCAGGCCCUGCAGGAACGUGAUGCUGCAAUUAAGGAAAAACAACAGGUUUCCAGGGAGCUGGAACAAUUCUCUGCUCAUUUAGAGGACUGCAAAGGCCAAAUAGAACAACUGAAGAUGGAAAACAGUCGCCUAUCAACAGAUCUCCGGGCUCAGCUGCAGAUUCUGGCCAGCACUGACAGCCAGCUAAAAGAGCUACAGAGUCAGCAUGCCCACUGUGCCGAGGACCUGGCCAUGAAGGAUGAAUUGCUCUGCCAACUUACCCACAGUAAUGAGGAGCAGGCUGCUCAAUGGCAAAAAGAAGAGAUGACACUAAAACACAUGCAGGCAGAACUGCAGCAACAACAUGCUGUCCUGGCCAAAGAGGUGCGGGACCUGAAGGAGACCCUGGAGUUUGCAGACCAGGAGAAUCGGGUUGCUCACCUGGAGCUGGGCCAGGUUGAGUGUCAGUUGAAAACCACGCUGGAAGUGCUCCGAGAGCGCAGCCUGCAGUGUGAGAACCUCAAGGACACUGUAGAGAACCUAACGGCUAGACUGGCCAGCACCAUAGCAGAGAACCAGAAGCAAUACCUGGAGAAGACACACCAGUAUUCACUACAGCUAGGGGUGCUGACUGAACAACUGCAGAGCCUGGUCUUCUUCCUACAGACAAAAGUAAUGGAGAAGGCUGAACCAGAGACCCUUCUGAGCACAGCCUGUGCUCCUGCCCGGGAACACCCUCUGCCCAAUGUUAGCACCUUCUUGGGAAGCAUCUUUACGGCAGCGGCAGAUGAAGAGCCAGAAUCAGCUCCUGUGCCCUUGCUUGGAAGUGAGAAGAGUGCUUUCACCCGAGUAGCAUCAAUGGUUUCCCUUCAGCCUACAGAGACCCCAAGUAUGGAGAAGAGCCUGGCAGAAAUGCAUACUAUGACUCUUGAACUUCAGAGCCUUUGUUCCCUGCUGCAAGAGUCUAAAGAAGAAGCCAUCAGGACUCUGCAGCAGAAAAUUUGUGAUCUGCAGGAUAGGCUGCAGGCCCAGGAAGAACAGCAUCAAGAAGCCCAGAAGGCAAAGGAAGCAGACAUAGAGAAGCUGAAUCAGGCUCUAUGCUUGCGUUACAAGAAUGAAAAGGAGCUCCAGGAAGUGAUACAGCAGCAGAACGAGAAGAUCCUAGAGCAGAUAGACAGGAGUGGCGAGCUCAUAAGCCUCAGAGAGGAGGUGACCCAACUCACCCGCUCACUUCGGCGUGCAGAAACAGAGACUAAAGUGCUCCAGGAGACCCUGGUGGGCCAACUGGACCCAAACUGUGAGCCCAUGGCCACUAACUGGAUCCAGGAGAAAGUGUGGCUCUCCCAGGAGGUGGACAAGCUGAGGGUGAUGUUCCUAGAAAUGAAAAAUGAGAAGGAAAAACUCAUGGUCAAGUUCCAGAGCCAUCGAAACAUCCUAGAGGAGAACCUUCGGCGCUCUGACAAGGAGUUAAAAAAACUAGAUGACAUCGUUCAGCAUAUUUAUAAGACUCUGCUGUCCAUCCCAGAGGUAGUGAGAGGUUGCAAGGAGCUACAGGGAUUGCUGGAAUUUCUGAGCUAAGAACCUGAAAGCUGGAAUCUGCUUCACCUCUUUUUACCUGCAAUAGCCCCUUACCCUGAUAUCAAGACCAAUUGGAAUGCAGCUAACUAUGUUUAAUGCUAUUUAAAUAAAGUGUAUUUAAUGUAUUU
Messenger RNA from Propithecus coquereli (Coquerel's sifaka), 3806 nucleotides. RefSeq names its product sperm associated antigen 5 (gene SPAG5). Gene Ontology annotation, biological process: cell division; regulation of attachment of spindle microtubules to kinetochore. Bases 94 to 3678 code for a protein of 1194 amino acids. The transcript is spliced from 24 exons. NCBI's taxonomy places the organism in Eukaryota, Metazoa, Chordata, Mammalia, Primates, Indriidae. The record is from RefSeq and is a predicted model, not a curated record.